Molecule: messenger RNA, 1704 nt
Organism: Sipha flava (yellow sugarcane aphid)
Lineage: Eukaryota; Metazoa; Arthropoda; Insecta; Hemiptera; Aphididae
Gene: PolD2
Product: DNA polymerase delta subunit 2
Exons: 10
Coding region: 258-1610 (450 amino acids)
Biological process (GO): DNA replication; DNA strand elongation involved in DNA replication
Cellular component (GO): delta DNA polymerase complex
Molecular function (GO): DNA binding
Source: RefSeq, a predicted model, not a curated record
AAAUAUUAUUUUGGAUUUUUUUCUUUUAUAUUUUCCUCGAUCCUUGAUAUAAUGAUUGUUAUAAAUUAAAUCUCACGACUACUUGUUUUAUUCGCUUCGUUCGUUAACUUUUCUGUUUUCCCGUUUUGUACGAAAAUAUUUUAUAAUCACAUUGCCACUUAGGUAUUUUUUGACGCGCAAAAAGCUUAUAGUCUUGUAACAUUCACUAAAAUUGUCACCCAGUAUUCUAUUUAUCACACCAUAUCACCAGUCUUAAAAUGCCCCAGCUCAUAGGCGAUUACGAGCAAUCGGCACUUGAACGGCCGACGUAUAACUUCAGAGACUUAUCGUCAGUGUAUCACUUGAAAGACGUUAACUUUACCAGACAGUUUGCGCAUAUUUAUGCUUACAGACUAGUACAAAUGAGAAAUAUCCUUUUGGACAAGGUACAACAAAAAUGGGGUGAUGAAAGUUAUGUCUAUAAAUUAUCUGAAUUGCAUGAUAAAAUUGGCCAAGAAUGCAUUAUAAUUGGUACUUUAUUUAAACAUCAAGAACUAAAGCCUAGUAUUUUGAAAGAAAUCAGUGAAGAAAAUAAUUUAAUUCCUCAACCUCUUAGAACCCAUUUUGUUUCUGAUACGGAUGAAGUUAUAAUAGAAGACGAAUUACAAAGAGUUCCUUUAGAACUAGAUGGACUAAAUGACAAUACUUUAUCUCUAAAUAAUAUAAUGACUGGAUGCAUUAUAGCAGUUAAAGGUAUUCCUCAAGAAAGUGGAAAGUUUUGUGUGACUGAUUUUUGUUGGCCUACACCUUCAGCUCCUAAAAUAUUCACGAGCCGUAGCUUUGGAGAUGACAGGUUUUUGGUAUUAAUUAGUGGUUUAGAAUUAGCCACUAAUGUUGCUACACAUUUCCAAGUACAAUUAUUUAUGGAUUGGAUAUUUGGUUUAUUAGGUGAUAAAAAGGAAAAUUAUAAAGUUUCUAAAAUUGUUCAAGUUAUAAUUGCUGGAAACAGUAUAAGGAGUACUGCAAUGAAAAAGCCAAAUUACCGUGAUAAAAUUGAUGAUUUUCCUAGAGAUAUACAAGCAAUUAAACAAUUAGAUGACUUAUUACUCCAGUUAGCUUCAAUUGUUGAUGUACAAAUUAUGCCUGGAGAAUUUGAUCCUACAGACAGAACUUUACCUCAACAAGCAUUCCAUAAAUGUUUAUUUCCUAAAGCUUCUGAAUAUACAAGUUUCCAUAGAAUGACAAAUCCAAAUAAGUUUGAAAUCGAGGGUCACUUGAUGAUUGGAUCUUCUGGACAAACUGUUCAAGAUGUUCUUAGGUUUACUAAUUUAGAUAACCCAAUUGAUAUAAUGGAUAAAAUAUUGGAUUGGGGUCAUCUAAUACCAUCUGCACCAGAUACAAUUCCAUGUUAUCCAUUUGAGGGUCAAGAUCCUUUUAUAAUACAAGAAAUGCCAGAUGUAUUUUUUGUAUCAAAUCUAACAUCAUUUCAAACAUCUUUAAAGUUAAAUACUAAUGGGAAUCCCACUCGACUUAUAAGUGUACCAUCUUUUGCAUCAACUCAAACAUGUGUAUUAUUAAAUCUCAACACUUUAGAAUGUCAUCCUAUUUCAUUCAAGACAUUUUCCCCUUAACAUUGUUUCAUAAUAUUUAAUAUAGAAAGUGCAGCAAUAAGCUGUUCCCGUGAACAACCAAUGAAGUUAUGCUUCAAGAACACUGGAAAUCCAC